GGGGGCGUGUUUAUGUUAAUCGGGUGGGCGGGGUUAUGCAAAUCACAUGAGCUGCCGGGGCAGAGUCCCACGGACGGAGCGGGACGCGGCGGUCGGGAGCUGCGCUUUCCUGCUGCGCACCAAUCCAUCCCCGUUCCCACCUGGGAUUUUUGGGAGCUUGCGUGUCUCCAGGACUUCAGGCAGCGAGGUGCCCGGGGACGCCGUGGGCAAAGGCGCGGGUUGGGGUGCCACGGGUUUGGUCCUGGAGCGGUCCCGGCGUGGAGGAGCGACAGUGGAACCACUCUGCUGCGGAGCCCUUCACUCGGGAGGGAGCUGCAGGGCUGUUCUUAAACUCCUCCUCACCGAUGCUCUGAGCCUCCUUCCACAGCCUCCUAGCAAACACCCAAGAUGCAGGCAGACUCCGUUCUUCACAGCGGCUACUUCCACCCGGUGCUGCGCUCCUGGCAGUGUACGGCAACCACCUUUGAUGCCUCCAACCUCAUCUACCCCAUUUUUGUCACUGACAGCCCUGAUGCAGUGGAGCCGAUCCCCAGCCUCCCUGGACAAGCCAGGUACGGCGUCAACAAGCUGGAGGGGAUGCUGCGUCCCCUCAUCGAGGAUGGUCUGAAGUGUGUGCUCAUCUUUGGGGUGCCCAGCAAGGUCCACAAGGAUGAGAGAGGCUCCGCUGCUGAUGCGCAGGACACACCUGCCAUCCAGGCAAUCAAGAAGAUCCGCUCCACCUUCCCAGAGCUGCUCAUCGCCUGCGAUGUCUGCUUGUGCCCUUACACCUCCCAUGGGCACUGCGGCAUCCUGCGUGAAGAUGGCACAAUCCAGAACGAGCUCAGCUGCCAGCGGCUGGCAGAAGUGGCACUGGCCUACGCCAAAGCAGGCUGCCACAUCGUUGCCCCCUCAGAUAUGAUGGAUGGGCGCAUCGCGGCCAUAAAGGCGGCGCUGAUCUCCAACGACUUGGGCAACAAGGUCUCGGUGAUGAGCUACAGCGCCAAGUUUGCUUCAUGCUUCUACGGUCCUUUCAGGGAUGCUGCACUAUCCAAACCCGCCUUUGGAGACAGGCGAUGCUACCAGCUGCCCCCGGGCGCCAGGGGCCUGGCAAUGCGUGCUGUGGACCGGGACGUGCGCGAGGGAGCGGACAUGCUGAUGGUGAAGCCGGGGAUGCCCUACCUGGACCUCGUGAGGGAGGUCAAGGCCCGACACCCCACGCACCCGCUGGCCGUGUACCACGUCUCGGGGGAGUUCGCCAUGCUGUGGCACGGGGCCCAGGCCGGGGCCUUCAGCCUGGAGGCUGCCGUCAGGGAGGCGGUGACGGCGUUCAGGCGCGCAGGGGCCGACGCCAUCAUCACCUACUUCGCGCCGCAGCUGCUGCGCUGGAUGAGGGAGGAGGCGGCGGCGGCGGGACGGGCCUGAGGGCGGAACUUCCGGGGGGUGUGGGGGGAGGCUUCCGGGGCACGGGGCGGGGC
Chroicocephalus ridibundus (black-headed gull) is the source of this 1454-nucleotide messenger RNA. RefSeq names its product aminolevulinate dehydratase (gene ALAD). The record is from RefSeq and is a predicted model, not a curated record. Gene Ontology annotation, biological process: heme biosynthetic process. Gene Ontology annotation, molecular function: porphobilinogen synthase activity; zinc ion binding. The transcript is spliced from 14 exons. Gene Ontology annotation, cellular component: cytosol. Bases 388 to 1401 code for a protein of 337 amino acids. NCBI's taxonomy places the organism in Eukaryota, Metazoa, Chordata, Aves, Charadriiformes, Laridae.